Molecule: messenger RNA, 1359 nt
Organism: Dichomitus squalens LYAD-421 SS1
Lineage: Eukaryota; Fungi; Basidiomycota; Agaricomycetes; Polyporales; Polyporaceae
Product: phosphoglycerate mutase-like protein
Exons: 7
Coding region: 1-1359 (452 amino acids)
Biological process (GO): dephosphorylation
Molecular function (GO): phosphatase activity
Source: RefSeq, a predicted model, not a curated record
AUGGCUCACCACGACGUCCUCGGCGCUGUCAUCCUCGCUCGUAACGGCGACCGUACUCAGUGCUUCCAGCACCCCAUCACCCAGAAGCCGGGGCCUACCCGUAGUACCCCGCUCGGUGAGGUUCAAGCGCAUCAGCUUGGUCAAUACCUUCGCGGCAUCUAUCUUGAUCCAUCGUCCUCAUCACACAUCCGCGGUAUUCACUCCGACCUCGUUGAUCUCACCGAGGUCGCCGUCCGCGUCAAGGUCGGUGGCGAGGGCGCCGCGGUCUUCGACUCCGCCACCGCGCUCCUCCAGGGCCUCUUUCCCCCGAACCCGGACAACAGGAUCACGCUCGCGAACGAGACGACGGUCGUCGCGCCCCUCGGGGGCUACCAGUACGUUCCUGUUGAGACUGUGGAGCCCAGCAACGACCGCUCUCUCGAGCCGUGGACAGACUGUCCGGCGUUCCAGAACCAUGUCCAGAAGAUGUACGCAUCGUCCGAAUUCAAGGAGGCUUCAAAGGCUGCCCAGCCUUUCUUCCAUGCGCUCAGAGACUUCGCGUUUGGCCAGGAGCUUACCCUCGAGAACGCGUACAACGUUUGGGACUUCGUUCAGGCGGGAUUGAUUCACAACAAGACGUACGCUCACCGCCUGCCGCCCACGUUUAUUGAGCAGGCGCGUGGCUUUGCCAACCUGCGCGAGGAUCUGGUCUACUCCGACAAGCAAAUGGGUGGUAUCGGAAACAUUGCCAGCAGGACCGCCCUCAGCUCGAUCCUCAAGGCCCUGCAGCGCAUUGCUUUCAACGGCGACCCGCUCCAACUGAUGGUCAUCCAGACGACAUACCAGCCUUUCAUCUCGUUCUUUCACCAGACCGAGGUCGUGAAGUCCCACCCCGAGCUUGCAGCCAUACCCGACUUCGGCUCCGCGCUCGCGAUCGAGCUCCGCCGCGGUCCCCCUCCGGACGCUCGCGACUUCCUCCGCUUCAAGUUCCGUAACGGCACGACCGACGACUUCGAGACGAUCCACGUGUUCAAGCACCGCGAGGAUAUUCCGCUCACCGAGUUCAUCUACCGUCUCGAGAAUUCAGUCAUCAACAGCAAUCGCGAGUGGGCGCAGGCAUGCAGCGCGUCGUCCUCGACCGUCCAGGCGGCCUGGACGAAACUUGGGCUCCCCGAAGGCGCGACGACCGGCAAUGCGACCGCUGACGCUGCUGUCGGCUUCGUUCUUGCGUGCGUGAUGUUCCUCGGGUUGUUCUUUGCUGCGAAGUUCGUUCGUGGCAGGAGGGCCGUGCGCCUUCGCGGUCCCGAGGAGAGCCUCUCGUCCGUCCCUUCCGAGAACGUUGUUCAGGGUCGCGAUGGCAAGGCAGCUACUCGCUACUAA